Molecule: messenger RNA, 774 nt
Organism: Gryllus bimaculatus (two-spotted cricket)
Lineage: Eukaryota; Metazoa; Arthropoda; Insecta; Orthoptera; Gryllidae
Source: the annotation of a GenBank genome assembly
AUGAACGCAACCACCAAGUUGCCAACCCGCGCCACUGCCUCCACGCUUGCCGCCACCGCCGCCCCCACCCGCACCUCCGCGCCACCUGCGGGCGUCGGCCCCGCGCCGCCGGUUAAUAUAUGUCAUAAGCAGCGCGGCGGGGCGCGCGUGGCGGCGCGGCUGCGGUGGGGGCGGCAGCGCGCGGGUGCGGCGGGGCCCGCUGCGCCCGCUCCCCGGCCGCAGCGGGCGCGCAGCAUAGCGGCCCCGUCCGUGGCGGCGGCGGUGGCGGCGGCGGCGGCGCCGGGCGCGGGCGCGGAGAGGGGGCGCGGGCGCCGCGUGUUGAGUUGUAAACUCGGCUGUUCAACCGAGCGGCCGCGCGGGACCCCGCGGCGCCGCCAGCGGCGCACGGAGCACGCAGCCAGCAGUGCGCGUGCAGUGGAUGCGUGUGUGUGUGUCUGUGUCGCGAGUCGCGUGCGUCGGGGACGCGACCAGCGCUCGAGGGAGGAGGAGGAGGAGAAGAAGAAACAACAGUGGUGGGAGGCGAGAGGGAAGGGCAGCGGGAGGGAGCGCCCCGCACCCGCCGUCGCCGCCGCCGGGCCGCGGCCCGUGCAACUUGGAGGCCCUCCUAAUCCGCCUGGAACCCGAACUGAUUUCGCCCACGCACCACACGCGCCCGACGGCCAGCGUCCGCGCACGUGUCGGCUCCGAAUGUCUCUAUCGGCGGGCGCCUGCGCGCGCCCGCCCGCCCGCCCGGGCCACCGCCGCCGACGCCUGUCGACGCACUCGCUCCGCUAA